Molecule: messenger RNA, 2364 nt
Organism: Linnemannia hyalina
Lineage: Eukaryota; Fungi; Mortierellomycota; Mortierellomycetes; Mortierellales; Mortierellaceae
Source: the annotation of a GenBank genome assembly
AUGGACAGCGACAACGAAGAAAUCACCUUCAAAAUCAACAAGGAGUUCGCCAACAAGUAUGAAGCUUCAAAGCGUGGCCAGGAGUUGUCCUCAAUUCGCGAGAAGUAUGGCGCCAUGGAUGAAGGCCGUCUGUCCGUGAUUGCCGACCGCCAGCACAAAUACGGAUAUACCAAGAACGCCGACUACGACUACGACUCGUACGAUUCCGAGGACGACGAAGAGGAGGAUGAAUUUGGCGAGUUGGUGACGCCCGAGGUCGACGGUCAGAUCAUGAAGACCAUUGGCUUGAUCCGAGCUCAGGACCCCAAGAUCUACCAGGCCACUUCUCAUUUCUUUAUCCCCUCCGAGAUGGAAAAGGCGCGUAAGCAGUGGAAGGAGAAGCAGGCUGCCGAUAAGGCGUCAAAGCCCAUGAACUUGCAGGAUUAUCAUCGUCGGGUUCUUUUGGAGGAUGGUGGUAUGGUCGAUGAGGCUGCUGAGGAUCGGAAGAUCAAGGAUGUUUCGGAGAUGACUCAUGUGGAGCAGCAGGAGCAUCUUAAGCAGGAGAUGAAGAAUGCGUUCUUGAGCGGUGAUGGAGAUGAUGAUGAAGGGGAGGAUGCCGAUUCGUUCUUUACGCAGAAGGCGAAGACCAAGGAGGAUGAAGACGCCGAGGAGGAGGAUUAUAAGAGGUUCUUGAUGGAGAGUAUGGGUAGCAAGUCUGGUGGUGCUGCUGCUUUCCAGGACUGGAGGGAGUACAAGAAUGCGCCUAGCAUGGACAAGGACGAGGCCUUCUUGAUGGAUUAUAUCUUGAACCGUGGAUGGAUCGACAAGUCCCAGAAGAAGACACCCAGCUACAAAGAGAUUGUCCGUGAGGAAGACUUGUCCGAUCUGGAAAAGUCCGAGGAGGAGCUCGAGGCUGCUGAGGAGUUCGAGUCCAAGUACAACUUCCGUUUCGAGGACGCCCAGGCCGACAAGUUGACGGGCUACUCGCGUAUGAUCGACGACUCGGUCCGUAACGCAGACGACAAGCGUAAGCGUCAGCGCCAAGCUGCCAAGGAGCGCAAGAAGGAAGAGAAGAUCCGUCAGCUGGAGGAGCUCAAGCGUGCCAAGAACCUCAAGAAGCAGGAGAUCUUUAACAAGCUCAAGCAGAUCCAGGAGAUCACCGGCAACAAGACUGUUGGUUUUGAUGAGAUUGAUUUGGAGACUGAGUUCAACCCUGAGGACUAUGAUCAAAAAAUGGACAAGAUGUUCAGCGACCAUUAUUACGCCGACGACGAGAACAAGAAGCCCGUCUUUGACGAUGAUAUCGACACGGCCGCCUACGAGAACAGCGACGACGACAAAUCCGAUAACGAGGCCGAGGGAGCCGAGGCUAACGGCGAUGAGGUGGAGGCGUACGAGGAAGAGGCUUACCCACCAGAGUAUGAGGAGGGCUAUGACGAGUCUGGUGGCUACUAUGACGAGAACGGCGACGGAUACUAUGGCGGUGAGGAGGGCGAGGAGGAUAUUUUGAUGGACGCCGACUACCUGCCCGGAGGCGAGAACUUUGGCAAGGCGCCCGAGAAGGAGACCAAGAAGGAGCGGUUGAAGCGCGAGAAGGAAGAGAAGAGGUUGGCCAAGAUGGCGGAAAAGGGCGGCAAGGCGCGGACGGCUGUUGCAGCUUUGGAGGCGGCCAAGUCGUUGUUGGAUAAUGACAAGAAGAAGAACUUCAACGAAUACCUGGACGAGUACUACCAGCUCGACUAUGAGGACAUGGUGGGCGAUCUGCCAACGCGUUUCAAGUACUCUCGUGUCAAGCCCUCGACUUUUGGUCUUACGCCUGUUGAGAUCCUGUUGGCGGAUGACAAGGACCUGAACGAGUAUGUGUCCCUCAAGAAGUUUGCGACUUACCGCCGGCCUGAGGACCAGAUGCACGAUAUUGAAAAGUACACCAAGAAGAACCGCGUCCAGAUGUUCCGGCAUAAGCUCAAGACGCAGAUCAAGGAUCAGGACCUGGACAAGAACUGGGAUCCCAUUCGGUUGCGCAAGAAGAUGGUUGAGGAGCGGGAGAGAUUGGCAGAGACUGAAAAGAAGCGGAGCGGUGGUGAGGGCAGCAGCAGUACUGGUGCUGAGGAGAAGAAGAAGAAGAAGAAGAAGAGUAGCAAGGACAAGAAGCGUAAGGCUGAGGAUGAGGAUGACGCCGCUGAUGGAGCAGAGGAGAAGAAGUCCAAGAAGGUCAAGGCGUCCGAGGAUGAGCCAGCACGGAAAAAGAAGUCUGGCGAUGCUGAGGGCGAGGAGGAUGGUGAGAAGAAGCAGGAGAAGCACAAGGAAAAGAAGGAGAAGAAGGAGAAGAAGGAGAAGAAGGAGAAGAAGGAUAAGGAUGGCAAGGGCAAGAAGAAGGCCGAGUAA